Molecule: messenger RNA, 802 nt
Organism: Aureobasidium subglaciale EXF-2481
Lineage: Eukaryota; Fungi; Ascomycota; Dothideomycetes; Dothideales; Saccotheciaceae
Exons: 3
Coding region: 120-689 (189 amino acids)
Source: RefSeq, a predicted model, not a curated record
UGUCAAUGUCUUUGUACCUUUUGUGUUGUAGUUGAUAAAAAAAAAACUGACGCAACACACGACUAGUAUGGGUCGUGGUGGAAACAAGUGGAGUCGUACGAGGUUGUAGUCCCGCAAUCAUGCUCAACAACAGACCUUAUUCGGACAUACCCCCGGCAUGCCAGGACCAACCACUAGGUUGUGCUGAUGAAUCUCCAGCAAGAAAUACAAAAGUGCGCCCUUCCCCUCACUCUGGCUACUUUACUGCUGGAAGCAACGAUACUUUCCACAUGAUGGCUGACUUCAGAGGCUACGAAAUCGACGAUUGUGAGACUAUCGGCGCAUCUUUUACUGGAAUCAUGACUCCUGGAUCAACAGUCUUUGGUCUAGAAAUCCCGAAACCGACAGUCGUGAUCCGAGUCAGGGUGACAUACAAGUAUGGAAAGACAAGAGAGCGGCUUGAAAUCAAGAUGCGCCGUGACAUGCCCUUCAAGGAACUGGUCUCAUUGUUCAAGAACAGACAUGCAGGGUGUGAGAGAUUUCUGUUCCAGUAUGUUACCUGGUCAGAACUGGAUAAGCCAAAGUCCCAAAGGCGUUACAGGUUGAUCUUCGAGACUGAUACACCUGCUUGCCUUGACCUAGCGGACAUUGCGGAACUGGAGUUUGUGUGGCCGGGGGAUACAAAAGCCAUGGACUUAUCUCAGGUAUAAGUUGUCCUGCUCAGUCGCUUGAUGGCCCGACGAUAUAAGACGCCGGUCGUUGAUUCCGAGUCCGGGAAGGAGCAAUUCUGCAAAAUCAAUGUUGUUUUUGUUCCGGGUACCGU